AUGAACGAGAUGAAAGCCUUCCAAAGCUUUUCGUCACAGCAUGGUGACUUCAUUCACGACAUGAGCUUCGACUUUUAUGGCAAGCGGCUCGCGACUUGCUCGUCAGACCGUAAAAUUAAGAUUUGGGAGAUCAUCGAUGGGCAGUGGCAGCUGCAGUACGAAUGGACGGCUCACCAAGCCAGUGUGUGGAAAGUCUCCUGGGGCCAUCCAGAGUUUGGCCAGAUUGUUGCAUCGUGCUCGUUCGACCGCACUGUCAUCGUGUGGGAAGAAUCGCUAUCGAAACCUCCGUCAAUUGCCCCGCCCCUCGCGCAUGGCUCGACAUCUCUUACUCAGCUUCACUCAGAGAUGGGUCCGUCGCAGUCGCAGCCAUGGACUUUGCAGGCGCAACUCACCGACUCACGCGAAUCCGUCCAUGACGUCAAGUUUGCACCGCGCCACUUGGGUCUUCGCUUGGCCACCGCCUCGGCCGAUGGCUACAUUCGCAUGUACGAAGCGGCAAAUCCGAUGAACUUGUCCGAAUGGACUCUACCUGAGAACUUUUUGGCGGACCCGGAAGGCGCCACGUGUCUGUCGUGGAAUUCCAGUCGGUUUGACAUCCCCAUGGUGCUUGUUGGCGGCAAUUCCAAGACGGCCAAAGUGUGGGGCUUCACCGUCGAGAAGCAGUGGCAUGUCAUUGCUGAGCUCUCGGGCCAUGCAGACGUCAUCCAUGACGUGGCAUGGGCGCCUAAUCUCGGCCGAUCGUGUCAUUGGCUCGCCACGGCGAGCAAGGACCGUACAAUUCGCAUUUGGAAGCUCAAGGUGAACCCAAAUCGCCAGGAGCAGAGCGAAAUCGUCCAAGUGACGUCCAAAGAUCACGGAGCGUUCGAGGUGUGGCGAGUGCAGUGGAACGUGACUGGAACCAUGCUCGCGUCGACCGGCGACGACGGCACAGUGCGCAUGUGGCAGAAAGACUACAAGCAUCAGUGGCAGUGCGUGAAUAUGAUCAGCGGCGACUUGGCGUAA
This is a messenger RNA of Aphanomyces invadans, 1002 nucleotides long. RefSeq lists its product as hypothetical. Gene Ontology annotation, molecular function: protein binding; structural molecule activity. Gene Ontology annotation, biological process: cellular response to amino acid starvation; positive regulation of TORC1 signaling. Gene Ontology annotation, cellular component: Seh1-associated complex; nuclear pore outer ring. The record is from RefSeq and is a predicted model, not a curated record. Lineage: Eukaryota; Oomycota; Saprolegniomycetes; Saprolegniales; Verrucalvaceae. The coding region runs from base 1 to 1002 and encodes 333 amino acids. The transcript is spliced from 8 exons.